Bemisia tabaci is the source of this 455-nucleotide messenger RNA. The record is from RefSeq and is a predicted model, not a curated record. NCBI's taxonomy places the organism in Eukaryota, Metazoa, Arthropoda, Insecta, Hemiptera, Aleyrodidae.
UCUUAUUCUAGGUACGGUCUAUGGUUACUAGGAUGUUCACAUGAUUCAGGCAGAUCUCACGCUACGAUGUUCUUCGGUCUUUUAUUUUAUUUUCAGACCAUCCUUGAGGAGUUUGACACUCAAGUUGGACUUAGAAUCUUAUAUAAUGUUAUGAGUAUGUUACAACUCUUAUCAAUAGAAGGUGAUACAGUCAACGAGGAUGAAGAAUCGUCAUCGAGGCAAAUUGUAUGUCAUGUGUGCGUCGCUCUGAAACGUUACUUAGAGGCCCCUCCCUUUUUUUAAGGCGCACAAACUCCAACUAGGUGAAACAGGACUGCCAAGUGAUAAGGUAAGCAUUUUUUAACGAAUUAGCAGGCUAAAUUUGUGUGGACUGGUCAUGAUGCAACAUAUAAAGAAGUAAAAAACGGUGAAGGCAGACAGUAUUUGAAGAAACAAAUUUUCCUCUCUUUUUCUCU